UCCACCCUCACCACCACCACCAGCAAGCACCGCCCGCCGAGAGCGUGCCGACUCUCAGACUGCCCGUCCCCCGUCGCAAUUCCGCCGCCAGCUCGUCACGGCCGCCGCCGCCGCACCGCAUGGCCAGCUCGACCGACGAGUCGUCAGAGUUCGGUUCUGGCCCCCGCAGCCGUAUGGAGGACUACCACGCGGCGCACAGCGGACGCGGACCGUCUGCCUCGGCGCCUGUGACUCCAGGCACAGAUGGGGAGAAGGAGGACCUGUUCCUGAACAUCGCCGCCGACAGUGCGCCCAAGCAGCAACAGUCGCAGCAACAGCAGCAGCAGCAGCAGCAUCAGCAGCCGCCGCGCCCAGCAGAACCCACGCCCCGGAUUGACCGGUUAAAGUCUCGAGUUGCCCGCAUCAAUGAACGACAGUCAUAUCCAUCCGCCCUGCAGACGCCCGUGCAACCAAGCUCCACCACGCCAACAUCAACCCGCAUUCCCUCCGCCGUAGAUUCCAGGUCCAGCGCCCUCCGCCGCGGCUCGCUCUUGCCCACGCCAUCGCGCUUUGAUCGGUCCUCCAACUCGCCAGCCCCCGAGGCGGUCUACCGAACGCCCCAGCUCUCGCACAAGAUAUCCCUGAGUUCGGUACGAAGAGACUCGGACCUCUCCCCGCGCGAUUUCCUCGCCCAGUUCGCCUCACCAAGGCGCUCAUCCCAGCCAGAAGUCAACCACGCAUCGUCCACUCGCACGCCAAUCCAGCCGUACAGGCCCUCGAAUCUGUCGUAUGAGCCACGAACGCCCCAGGUAGAGACGUCGUUUGAAUCGGCCUCACGCGCCGACGGCACUGAAUCGCACGGGUCCACAGGGCCUGCGGCGUCUGUAUGGGACGAAUUGGACGAGCUCAAGUCCCGGAUACGCAAGAUUGAAAUGGGAGGCAAGAUUCCUUCGACGUCCGGUGCCAUUGUGUCCCAAGCGUCAGCCGACCGCCCACGCACCGCCAACACGUCGGCUACGACUGUCUCUUCGUCGCCAAACCAACAGCGAAAGUCAAACCCUUCUCCGUCCGAGUCUACCGUUGCCUCGCAUACCACGACCAACAGCCCCAAAACCCACCCACUGCUAAGAGACGCUCUUGCCAAGGCGCGGCAACACAUCUCGCCCGCAGUGUACCGCACGUUGGAGGCGGCGGCAUUAGAGGCGCUGGCGCUGGCUGAAAUGAGCGGCAGUGCUGGGCCCCAGGGCACGCUUCAUUCAGUCAGCUCCAUUACCAACGGUGCGGUCGUGUCUGACCGCCAAGUUCGGCGCAAAGCUGAUAACCUCUGCCGCAGUUUGACUGAGCUAUGUAUAGCCAUGUGCGACACAAAGACGGGCUUGGCCAGUCCCGCCUUCCGGAACGCCACGGCUGCAAUAUCGCGUCGCCCAAGCGUCCAGCUCAACGGCGAGUCACCAAGCAUACGAGAGAGUAUCGAGUCCGAGAGCAACACGUUGCCUGGUGUUAGUCCCAGCAGAGCAAUGUCGCGCAUUGAGGCUCGAAGGAGCAGUAUGCUUGCUGUUAACACGAACAGUCCGCGAGACACCAGUCAAGAGCCCUACGACGACAGGCAGGCUCCUUCGCGACUGCAGCGAGCAGGCACCAGUCUUCACCGGGCACGACAGAGCGUGGAAGAGGAUGAGGACGAGACGAUAUUAUUUCGCGCACCAUCCCGUGCAAUGACCUCGAUUGAUUUCCGAUCACGACAACAACAAAACGAGAAGAACCGGUUCAGCACCGGUAGGCAGUACACUUCUCGUGAACCCAUGCCCGACCUGCAGCCAUCACCCGCGAUCCAGACCCCCUCGAGUCUUCGUAGGCCCAGCAUCUCCAGCAGUACACCGUCAACAAACGAGCACAGCCUCCUCUUUCGGGAUAAUCAAAGUCGUUACGGCCACAAUCUAGGUCGCGAGGGUUCCCCGGCCAAUUACGAGAAGCCCUUGUCUGGAGGCCUUCGAGCUCGGGCACAAUUGAGCGUCGCCCGAAACCCCAGCAACAGACAUUCAGUCGGCGGCAUUUCGGAUCUUGGCCGCAGCGUAAGCCUGGGUAGAAGAUUGAGGGGAUCAAGCACCGGAGAGUGA
This is a messenger RNA of Exserohilum turcica Et28A, 2096 nucleotides long. RefSeq lists its product as uncharacterized. The transcript is spliced from 2 exons. Lineage: Eukaryota; Fungi; Ascomycota; Dothideomycetes; Pleosporales; Pleosporaceae. Bases 120 to 2096 code for a protein of 658 amino acids. The record is from RefSeq and is a predicted model, not a curated record.